UGUGUGAGAAAAUGAAAAAAAUUUUCUCAUUCUUCGGUUGUAUUUUUUUUCAGAGUAUUCCAUUUGUGAUUCAAUUUCCAGUAUCGGGCUCGAUUCGGAUUCUGUCAUCAAAUUGUUUUGAAUCAAAAACAAUGAUCAUAGGACAUGUUUAUUGAUGGCGCCCAUAUUGAUUCUUGUUCAAAUGAUUUCAACUUGGUGAUUGUGAUCAAAAUUGAAAGUAUCAUUUUUUUUUCAUUGUCAUUAUAUUAAAAAAAAAGCCAAUCGGAAUAAAGUUAAAGCUGCUCCAGCCAGUCAGCCAUAGUUUUUUUUUUAUAUUUCGUGGAUCAUCGUGUAUGGCGUCAUCGUCAUCAUCAUCAUCAUCAUCAUCAUCGUCGUCGUUGUUGUUGUUGGAGGAUUCAGACACAAAAAAAACAUCAAACAUCUGCCUUUUGUGUUUUAGGGCAUCCAACGAAAAAAAAACAGCAGCUGCCAAGUGUAAAAUACAUACAUACACACAUAUUCGGGAAGUUAGCCAAUAGUAUUAGUUUGGCUGAUGUUUUUUUUUUGUUGGCCACAUCCAUUCGAACAAACUCGAAUCUUGAAAAAAUUAAUUUUUUGUUUUUCCUUUCAAAUUUAUUCGAUUCAUCGGAAAUUGUUGAAAUUCACGGUCGUUCAUGGUUUUUGACAGUGGUCAGGGAUUAUUCUCAUCGUUCGAUGUAUGAUUGUGACUAAUGGGUGAAAGAUUCAUCUGAUUGGAUUUUUUUUUAAUUCUUAUUAUCGUCAUCAUCAUCAGAUACGAUGGCCAACUCUAAUGAUGAAGAAUUAAACUAUGUACAAGUGUUUCAAAAUUGUUUCGGCCCAAAAAUACCAUUAUCAUCGCCUCCGCCAUCAUCAUCGAUUUCAAAUAAACCACCACCACCACCAACAUCAUCAUCAUCAGCAGCAACCAUAUCUACAAUAUCAUCUGUGACAAGUUGUUGUAAUAGUUCAUCAUCGGUGAAUGUGAUUACCGAUUCGAAUCCAGUGCCAAGUGGUUGUUCAUUAACUAAUCGAACACAACAACGAACUCGAACAAGAACAACAUCCGGAUCAUCACCACCAUUACCACCAUCACGGUGCCUGUAUACAACGGGAUCGAAUACAAUUCGAACCGGUGUAGAUAAAUCCCAGGCUGAUAUGCCUUCAUAUACGAUGCCUUCAUAUGGAUCGAAUGGUGGUCAAUCACAACCACAACCAACAAUGGCCAAUAUUGUUGUUGAUAAUGUACAUUUGGCAACAAUGAGCCAUCAUCAUCAUCAUCAAGAUGAUAUUAAUUCUGCUGGAAUAAUGGGUGUAGUGACCACACCUACACCAUCGACAUAUCAUCAAUUGAAUAAUCCUGAUCAUCAACAACAGCAACAAUCAUCACAGCAGCCACCAUCAUCACAGCAAUCAACCCAUUAUCCACCUCCGACUAAUGGUACCAAUUCUGGUGCCGCUGCUGUUGCCAAUACAGCUACAGCACCCGACUCUUCACAAUAUUAUUCACCCUAUUGUGAUUCACGAGGAACACUUUUUGGUGAAUCAUCCAAUAAUUAUUAUCAAUUGGAUGCAUCGAAUGAUUGGAAUACAGCAGCCAGUCAACAAUAUGGUUCCCAUAUUGUUGGUGCCACAACCACACCACCACCACCACAACAACAACAAUAUGGUAUCAAUAUCCAUACACACCCACAAACCAUGGAUCAAUUGGUACCGCAACCACCGAAUACCGCAUCCCUUUAUGAUACUGUAUCAAGCAGUCCUAAUAAUAAUAAUAGCCUUUCAAGUCUUCCACCAAUGUCAACAUUCGCAACAAAUCGACCAAAUGAAAUGACCACUGGUGAUUAUCCAACCACAACGACAAUUUCAUCAAUACAAUCACCGAUACAGACUAUCGAUAUUAAACCAGAUAUAACAAGCCUUUAUCCGAUGACCAAUAACAAUGAACAACAACAACAACAACAAGCUAAUCAACAAUGGUCACAAUUAACCACAUCAACACAGCCACCGACACGACGAUCUCCUACCACUGUUGUUACUCCAUUACAGCAGCAGCAAUCAUUUCAAUCGACUGAUAUUAAAUCCUCCAAUACAAAUGAAAUCACUCAUCUUCAUACAAUGCAAACCGUAAACGCCACCAACGUUAUUGAUGAUCAUCAUCAUCAAUUCGAUGACCCCACCAAUACUACUAUGCACCUUAUGAAUGAUUCGAAUAUUUCUGGCGAGCAUACAAGAGGUGUGAAUGUUGGCGAACGUUUGGAUGAUGCUAUCGAUAUUCUUCGUAAUCAUGCUGAAGGUCAACAAUUGUUAGGACCAAAUUCUUUUCUAUCACCUCCAAAUAAUACUGAACUGACAACAUUAGAAGGACAUGUGCAAAGUCCAAAUGGUCUGAUUUCGAGCAUGCGUACUAUUGUGCCACAAUCGACUUCCGCGACGAAUAGCACGUUGCCUCAACAGCAGCCUGUGGCCGUAACAUCACCUUUAUUACACAAUGCUGUUGCUGGUACGGUAUCCAAUGCAGCACCGACAUCCACUUCUCAGAAUGUUAAGAAUAAAAAUUCACGCUCAUCAUCAUCAUCACCGGCUGCAUCAAAGCCUAAACGAUCCAGAGGCCGAAAAAUGCUUCCAUUUGUCAGUUCGGCCGAUGAAGAUGAACCACCCGAAAUUAAACAUGAACGAGAACGAGAACGAAGACAGGCAAACAAUGCUCGUGAAAGAAUUCGUGUUCGUGACAUAAACGAAGCAUUCAAAGAACUUGGACGUAUGGUUGUUAUGCAUCUGAAAUGUGACAAAGCACAGACCAAAUUGAAUAUUCUUCAUCAGGCUGUCGAUGUUAUUACCAAUUUGGAACAACAAGUUAGAGAACGAAAUCUUAAUCCAAAAACUGCCUGUCUAAAACGAAGAGAAGAAGAAAAAUCCGAAGAAACUGUUCAUGCCAAAUACAUGUCCAACACGCAAGGACAACCUCCACAGAUGGCAACCACGUUAUCACCUCCAAUGAUGACUGGUGGCGGUCCAGGAUCGAAUAAUCCGGUAACAAAUGUAAUUCAACAACAACAUAUCACACCACAACAAUCAUCGAAUCAAUCAACUGUAUCGGCAGGUCCAUCAAACGUGUCUCAUUCACAUCAUUUAAUGAAUGCUGGAGCAUCCAUGUCGAUUGUAACAAGUUCGAAUAUGCUUUAAAGAAAAAAAAGAUAUUUAUAUAUUUUUUUUCAUCAUCAGGGACCUAACAUAACCUAGCCGAACAGUAUAUAUGUGUGUCCUAAGUGUUUUGUGGCUAUAGAGCUAGUCCCAUUACCCAAAUAGAAUGCUUUUUUUCUGAAACGAAAGUGACAAAUUGAUUGAUUGGAACUCCAUUAAGUUAUUAUUAUUCAUUUAUUUACAU
Messenger RNA from Dermatophagoides farinae (American house dust mite), 3385 nucleotides. RefSeq names its product transcription factor daughterless (gene da). Gene Ontology annotation, biological process: regulation of transcription by RNA polymerase II. Gene Ontology annotation, molecular function: RNA polymerase II cis-regulatory region sequence-specific DNA binding; protein dimerization activity; DNA-binding transcription factor activity, RNA polymerase II-specific. NCBI's taxonomy places the organism in Eukaryota, Metazoa, Arthropoda, Arachnida, Sarcoptiformes, Pyroglyphidae. The record is from RefSeq and is a predicted model, not a curated record. Gene Ontology annotation, cellular component: chromatin; transcription regulator complex.